Molecule: messenger RNA, 1429 nt
Organism: Amoebophrya sp. A120
Lineage: Eukaryota; Dinophyceae; Syndiniales; Amoebophryaceae
Source: the annotation of a GenBank genome assembly
CGCAAUUUGUCUAUCUCUGAGCCUGGAGUAAGAUACAUUUGAUGCUUCCAUGUGUGGUGGGCCGUAGAACGACUCUCAGCAUAGAGGCAGCAAUUGGUCUGGCGGCUGGCCGACAGUCGCUGGCGCAGCUGUGUGCUUGUACUUAGGUUCGCGGUAUGAAGAUGCAUCCAAUUCCAGAAACCGCGACUGACAGCGCUCUGCGUUCCGAAGUAAAGGCCCUCCAGAAGCGGCUCGAAAAAGCCCUUCAGGGGCAGCGCCAAUCGUCUUACCGCCUCCGUACAUACAACGAGCAGCAUGCGGAAAAUCCGGAGUGCAGUUUGCAGAGCAAUGUCUUUUCACCUGGCGAGGUGGUCCCAUGCUGUUGGUGCAGAAGGCCGCAGGUGCUGAUUGAGGCUGAGGACGACGAGCAGGGCGGCGACCGGGAGAUGCCGGAACCACACAACAGCGACAGAGCGGGGGAAAAGGGGGGCUUCACACCCGAGGGUGUAGACCACGGUACGGUCCUUUCCGGAGAAAAUUUCAACGACAACGACGGCAAUGACACGGCGCGCACAGAUCAUGUCGAGGACGCUUGUUUGCGGAGUGUUUGGGUGCCCUAUGCUGUCGAUGGAGAGCCGAUUCGCCCGGAGGACGUUGUGGAGCAGUUCGGCGUUCUUGGUGCCGCAUCUGUAGUACCUUCCUCGGAGGACGAAGACGUCGAAACCUCGUCGGAAAUUGUGUUGCGACCAAAGUCGCGAUUUGCGCAUGUGGCGGUACUCUUUGGAGACAAGAUUGAGUACCUCAUGGGAGCACUGAUUCUCGGUUAUUCCUUGAAGGAUUCCCGCCACGACGUGGUGCUACUCUACACCUCCGACGUGCCAAAAGAGUCCUUGCGGUACCUUCGCUCGGUUUUUACGUUCAUACUGGAAGUCGAUUACCUCACGGUGGGGAAAAGCGUUGCACCCAGACUCUACAAAAACGCGGAGCGCACGCGCUUCAAGGACGUCUUCACGAAGCUUCAAAUAUUCUGCUUGGAUUGCUAUGAGAAGGUACUACAACUUGCUUCGCUUUGACGUAGUAAUAUUGAGGCAGCGUUUAUCCCACCAUGUUUCAUUUUGAGAUCUUUACUCAGAGAAAUCUCGUAGUACUAAAAAGAACUUCUGCUGCUCUCGUUAGUGCCGCGCAUUCACUUAGGACCGCCAGGUUCAUCUUUAGUUGCACUACAUUUCCUAAGCUCAGGUUCUCUUUCUUGAUUUGGACACGCUCGUGCGUGACGUCGCGGCAGUGGAUGAUCUGUUAGAGAACGGUUCUGCGCCCGCAGCUUUGCAAAGAGGGGACCCGGUGCUGCAAACGGUAAAAGACGGGCUUCCGAGUCACGAGACGGGCCGAAUUCCGUAUGAGGAAUUCUGGAAAAACUACGAGCGGAAGGUGUGGCCGGACGGGAAGCUGG